CCCUAGGGAGAGGAACCUCGGAGGCGUCUGCGCUCGAACCCGCCGCGCCGCCGCCGCCAUGACCUUCAAGCGCAGGAAUACCGGCCGCAACAAGCACGGCCGCGGCCACGUCAACUACAUCCGGUGCUCCAACUGCGCCAAGUGCUGCCCCAAGGACAAGGCGAUCAAGAGGUUUCAGGUGAGGAACAUCGUGGAGCAGGCUGCCAUCAGGGACGUGCAGGAGGCGUGCGUGCACGACGGAUACGUUCUCCCCAAGCUUUACGCCAAGGUACAUCACUGUGUGUCCUGUGCCAUCCACGCUCACAUCGUCCGUGUCCGCUCCCGUGAGAACCGGAGGGACCGCAGGCCACCAGAACGCUUCCGCCGCAGAGAGGAUAGGCCCCAAGGUCCUCGCCCAGGUGGUGGUGCUCCAGCUCCUGGCGCCGCUCCUGCCCCCAACGUUGCUCGCACCUGAUUGCCACUGGAGUGAUCAACCUUUUGUCAGUCGUUUUCCUAAACAAUCUAGCAUGAUACCAUUAUGUUGAACUUUUUCUAGGACCUACCUGUUUUCUCAAAUAUCGACUCAGAACAUGAUCUGCUGUUAUUGUUUUCAUAUUUACUAAGUGUGGUUUACCAUUAUGUCUUCCUUGUGUUC
Oryza brachyantha (malo sina) is the source of this 634-nucleotide messenger RNA. Its product is annotated as 40S ribosomal protein S26. The transcript is spliced from 5 exons. Gene Ontology annotation, cellular component: cytosolic small ribosomal subunit; ribosome. Lineage: Eukaryota; Viridiplantae; Streptophyta; Magnoliopsida; Poales; Poaceae. Gene Ontology annotation, molecular function: structural constituent of ribosome; mRNA binding. The coding region runs from base 59 to 454 and encodes 131 amino acids. Gene Ontology annotation, biological process: translation. The record is from RefSeq and is a predicted model, not a curated record.